UACUUUGCGACCCAGCUUUGCAAGCGAGUCCCAUGCAACGUGAGUAAUGUGCGAUAUGGCAGAAUGUUAGCGGGAUAACGGACUUUUGUGGCAACAUAUUUCAAUCUGAACUCAGACGGGGAAUUUGCCACAGUUAAUCUAGCAAUUUAGAUGAAAAAAGAACCCGCGUGUGUUUAGGACAUUUUCAGAAAGUCACUUUUGCAGAAAAAAGUGCGCGGAGGAAUAACAAAAAAGCAACACGUAUCCGGUAUUCCAAAUCCAGAGCAAGGGGAUCAAGACAGCGUAGCUGUGAGUGCGAAGGUGUACGAGGAGAGUUACUCACGCAAGUGGACGAGGAGAGACGGUCGAGAUUUGUCAAUUUCUUCCGACCACGACACAACUAUCUAAGGAAUAAUGAGAAACUUUUGGAUGAUAUUGACCCUCUGCGUAACGGCUUUGCUUUCAUCUGAGAGGUUAGCGGUCUCGGCAGCAGAUGACUUGUACCUGGAGGACACGGGAUCCGGGGGAUACCCAGAGGACGACGACGACUUCAGUUCUGGCUCGGGAUCAGGUAUUGGGGAGGUCAUAGAGGAAGUGGUCACAGUCAACACUCUGUACAUAGCACCAAAUAAUGCAGUGCCCACGGAGGACUCCACCAAAGACUUCACCCCCCGAGUGGAGGCCGUCACUCCCAGAGACACACCCCGGGAAACGCCCAGAAAACCAGUCAGGACAGAGCCCCCUGCUCCAGCCACAGAGGACCCUCGCAGGAAAGCCCUCGGCAGCACCGUCAGUGCUCCCCGCGCCCCCGUGGACCCCUACGAGGUGCGCUCAGAAAACCUCUUCCAGCGGACGGAGGUGCUGGCAGCGGUCAUUGCUGGUGGAGUCAUUGGAUUCCUCUUUGCCAUCUUCCUCAUCCUCCUCCUGGUGUACCGCAUGAGGAAGAAGGACGAAGGCAGCUACGAUCUCGGAGAGAGGAAGCCAUCUGGAGCGGCCUACCAGAAGGCCCCCACCAAGGAGUUUUAUGCGUAGAUCUCCCCAUCAUCAUCCUAUGACCCCCC
Clupea harengus (Atlantic herring) is the source of this 1040-nucleotide messenger RNA. RefSeq names its product syndecan 2 (gene sdc2). Gene Ontology annotation, biological process: cell migration. Gene Ontology annotation, cellular component: cell surface; membrane. NCBI's taxonomy places the organism in Eukaryota, Metazoa, Chordata, Actinopteri, Clupeiformes, Clupeidae. The record is from RefSeq and is a predicted model, not a curated record.